AAUUUCUUCAACUUCCUUCACUCUCAAAGAAUGGCAACAAUGGUGUGUCGAAGCCCUCAGCCCUGCGUCGAUUCUCAGUUCAUCCAAACAACUUGGUCUCUUAUGGCCUCCUCACCUCACAUCAAAUUAAAUGCUCAACCUCCUCCGCCUUUCCGAUCCGCUUUCAAAUCCGUUUUUCUCGAUCUCGAUUGUGUCGAAUCUCUACACGAAUGCGACGAAUCAAAUCGGAUUGUUCUCACUCGCAAUGCUAAUUACUCUGUUCUUCUUUCUUCUAAUGGUCCGAAGAAAUCCGAUUCCCGCGGUGAAGAGAAAUCCGCAGUGGCGAUUAAGGAUUUAGAUCCUGACUACGUUCAUCCACUCGUUAAGCGCUCUCGCUCCACUCUGAGCGAGAAGAGUCUGGCGCUCUGUACUGAAAAUUUAGGAAACGAGACUGGAGCGGAUUUUGUCGAGGACGCUAUUUUCUCCGAUCUGAAAGUCGAACGGUCUCCAACGAGGAAGCGAGUGAAAUCGAAUGAUAAUCAAGGUAACAAGAAACUAUUUCCACCGCCUUUGACGACAAUCGCCGGUGUAGAUUCGAUUCGCGUACGGUCUUACCGCGAAAACGGAAGGUUGAUAAUGGAAGCGGUGGAGUCUCCGGCAAGGCUCUCGUAUUUCCAUGCCGAACGAAGCCAUGGCCGCCUUCGACUAAGCAUUUUGAAAAGAAGCACUCCGAAAUUUGAAUCCGAAGAAGAAAGUACGGAAAAAGAAAAAGAAGAAGAAGAAGAAAUAAAAAACGACGCCGUUGAAGUAGAGGGCGAGGUAGGUAAUUAUGAGGAAGAUGCGGGGGUAAAAGUGAAAGAAAAUGGAAAUCUCAGAGGGGCAGAAAUCGAAAUAGAAAAGCUUGAGAGACCAUGCAGGUGCAACGAGGCGGGCGAACAUCAUAAUUUUGACGAAAACAAAAACAACAAUGAAAUGUUAUCAUUAACUCGGGAGCCCCUCCCCAUUUGGGUCUCUUCUUAAU
Molecule: messenger RNA, 1000 nt
Organism: Cucurbita pepo subsp. pepo (vegetable marrow)
Lineage: Eukaryota; Viridiplantae; Streptophyta; Magnoliopsida; Cucurbitales; Cucurbitaceae
Source: RefSeq, a predicted model, not a curated record